Lathyrus sativus (Indian pea) is the source of this 531-nucleotide messenger RNA. The record is from the annotation of a GenBank genome assembly. NCBI's taxonomy places the organism in Eukaryota, Viridiplantae, Streptophyta, Magnoliopsida, Fabales, Fabaceae.
AUGUUUUUCCACAUAGUGCUGGAACGAAACAUGCAACUGCACCCUCGUUACUUUGGUCGUAACCUUCGCGAAAAUCUUGUUUCCAAGCUGAUGAAAGACGUCGAAGGCACUUGCAGUGGUCGACAUGGAUUUGUGGUGGCGGUUACAGGGAUUGAAAACAUUGGGAAAGGGAUAAUUCGUGAUGGGACAGGGUUUGUGACAUUUCCGGUUAAGUACCAAUGUGUUGUCUUCAGACCAUUUAAGGGAGAGAUCUUAGAAGCUGUUGUUACCAUGGUUAACAAGAUGGGAUUUUUCGCUGAAGCUGGACCAGUUCAAAUCUUUGUUUCAAACCAUUUGAUUCCAGAUGAUAUGGAAUUCCAAUCUGGAGACAUGCCAAACUACACUACUUCAGAUGGAUCAGUUAAGAUCCAGAAAGAUAGUGAAGUGAGACUAAAGAUAAUUGGGACUAGAGUGGACGCUACCGAAAUUUUCUGUAUAGGUACCAUAAAAGAUGAUUUCUUGGGUGUGAUCAACGAUCCUACAACAGUUUAA